GGGGGACGGGAGAGGGGGACGGAGGCCCCUCUGGGCGGCCGGGAUGCGCCGAGCGACAAAGCUGCACUUCGAGAUCAUAAUGCAGCAGAAAAAUGAAAGAACAUAGAAAAAAUUUACAGCGGAGAAGUCGGUUGCUGGCCAGUUGUGGAAAAUGGACUGUGGGAUUUUGGGGGCUGAGGCAAUACUGCUUCCAAAGGAAGCGUCUUUCUCCACUUAAAAGAGGGAGACAAAACGCUCGGACAGCUGUGAGCCUGAAACGAACUAAACCGUGCAGAAGGAAGGCUCGUCAGCUCCAGAGCAAAUGGGUUCCUGAAGCAUUCCUUAAUGCAAAACCCCAGCAAACUGUACCUGUUGGAAACUGCCCCUUCCCACAAAAGACACUCGGGCAGCCUUUGUCUAGGUGCGAAAGUGGAGGACCGUUUACAGCAGCAAAGGAGCCUUGUGGGAAAUCCUUUCAGAGUGAACUGCUCAAUGAAAGCAGCGGUUUAGGAGUUGACUCCAAGGUUUGUCGAGGCAAGCAUCACUGCACUGAGGCCAGCAUUGCUGCCUUUCCAGUAAAAAAGGAUGGUCUUUCUCAGAAUGGGGGAGAGAGCAAUAAUGGUGAAAGCAAUGGAAUUAUAGUUCUCAAUAACUCUAGCAGGAAGUGCUGCUGCCGAGGACGAAAGCAAAAUGGAACUUGUGUCCUCUUGACUACUAGGAGAAGGCCUGUAUUUAAACUGUGUAUUUCAAAAAGCAGAUCUCUAUUUAUGAUGUAUAAGAAACUUUCUAUGGUUACGUUUCGGAUUAGAAUUGUAAAAUCUUGUCCUAAGUUUUGGAGGGGCAAAACUUGUAAGUUGAGCAGCAAAAGCAAGCUGAGCUGGGUGGAUAAAGUCACCAGAGAUCGGCAAGAGGUCUUCCACAGAGGGCCCCUCGCGGGUGGUUCCAGGACCGUGUUUCCCUCUUGGAAAUUGAAAAGUAAAUCUCCCUGGAUCCUGCUCAGCUUGUCAGAUAUGAACAAUCACAUGCCAGGACCAUUAAUUGAGGAGAGUCCGACGCAUCGGCCCGAUGCCCGCCUUACACAGGAGACGCUGUUGCAGCGUAGGGAGCUCCAUUGUACGGACCUUGCACCCAGAGACCAAAAUGGCAUCGCUGAAACCUGCAUGCCGGAGUUGCACGGAGGAGCUUCAAGCGGGGCAGAGGCCGUGCAGAAGGAGGAAGCCCCCACCCUGGAUGGCUGCCCUGGUGAUAUUUUCAUCUCUGUAAUGGAGAAAGAAAUCUCAGUUUCAGGUCAAGACGGAGAAGAAUCUACUCAGGCGAUGGGAGCCGAUGAGGUGGUGCUGGAGCCCUCCAAGGUGGAGUUGGGCCCAAGUGACACCUUUGCUAACGGACCUGUCCCUGUGGAGCUGGCACAGAAUGAAGAUAGUCGUAGUCAGAUGGAAGUUGAAGUGCCCCUAAGCAUGGACGUCUUUGGCGCAGAGCUCUUGGAUCAUCUGUACUGUAAAAGCCCUCUUGAUGAGCCUCUGAGAGGAAGCACAGGACAAAAAUCAGGGACCCAAAAGAGUGGCAAAAGAAGCAGCCAGAAAGCUUCUUCCGUCAGCGAUGAGCAGCUGGCUGCAUGGCUCUGUGGAUUCCUAGAUGAAGUAAUGAAGAAAUAUGGCAGCUUAGUUCCACUUUGUGAAAAGGAUGUUAUGGGAAGAUUAAAGGAAGUCUUUAAUGAAGAUUUUUCUCAUAGAAAGCCAUUCAUCACUAAGGAAAUCAUGAAGUAUCAGACACGGCAUCCCAAAUCUUCCACUUGCAAUUUCCGGGUCUUCUAUAAUAAGCACAUGCUGGAUAUGGAUGAUCUGACGACGCUGGAUGGUCAGAACUGGCUAAACGACCAGAUUAUCAACAUGUAUGGUGAGCUAAUAAUGGAUGCAGUCCCUGACAAGGUCCAUUUCUUCAACAGCUUUUUUCAUAGACAGCUGGUAACCAAAGGAUAUAAUGGGGUAAAGCGAUGGACUAAAAAGGUGGACCUUUUCAAAAAGACCCUCUUGUUAAUUCCUAUACAUCUGGAAGUCCACUGGUCCCUAAUUACUGUGAAUCUCCCUAACCGAAUUAUUUCAUUUUAUGACUCUCAAGGCAUUCAUUUUAAGUUCUGCGUUGAGAACAUACGGAAAUACUUGUUGACAGAAGCUAGAGAGAAGAAUCAUCCAGAUUUCCUUCAGGGUUGGCAGACUGCUGUUACAAAGUGCAUUCCACAACAGAAAAAUGACAGUGACUGUGGAGUUUUUGUGCUCCAGUACUGCAAGUGCCUCGCCUUAGACCAGCCUUUUCAGUUCUCCCAGGAAGACAUGCCUAGAGUGCGAAAAAGGAUUUACAAGGAGCUCUGUGAAUGCCGGCUAAUAGACUAAUAAAAAAAGGAAAAGGAAAAAAAAAAAGCUACUGCUUUUGGCAUUUUUGAAGAGCCCCAGCUGGUAUUUGUGUACUUGAAUUUUCUGAAAAACUUCCGUGAAUUUCAAGCAAGUCUUGGUGGAGCGGUGUGGCCAACGUAAUUACCUCAAACUUUUUUCUGACAUGCUCCUUAUCCGGCGGACCUGCCACAAAAUAUUCCUGAUGUCAGUUGUUUUUCCCCCCUUUCAUUCUAAUGUUCUUUCCUGUAUUUAAUAUUUAUUAUCUAACGCAUGUGCAUAGGCCAAGCAUGCGACUAAAAGAGAGAAGUAUAAAGCUGUAGAAUUGGUGCACCUUUGAAACGUAGCUAGAAAUGACAAGAAUAAUACAGGUUAAACUCUUUUUGUCUGAAAACAUAAAACGUGCAUGAUCCAUUUUUCUGAUGCAAUAAUGCUUUGAAUGUACAAAGAAACUCAAUGCCAUAACGAGAGCAACUAGAAGCCCCCUUUUUCUAAAAAUUGGACUAUUCCGACUCCCUGCUCUUUUGUUCACAAUUCCCAUUAAAUUUGGAAGAAGGAUGUGUCGGAAACUGCCCUAUAUGCUUAGUUUGCAGAUAGCCAUUCAAGUUGGUCAUUGCAAUUAAAAAAAGAAGAAAAGUCUUCUAUUAGACAGCUACUAGAUCACCCUCUUCCUACAAUUCAAAAGCAAUUCCUUGUACAAGAGACUUUAGUGCUAAUAAAAUAUGGAGAUGCUCA
This is a messenger RNA of Elgaria multicarinata webbii, 3101 nucleotides long. RefSeq names its product SUMO specific peptidase 5 (gene SENP5). The coding region runs from base 93 to 2369 and encodes 758 amino acids. Gene Ontology annotation, biological process: proteolysis; protein desumoylation. The record is from RefSeq and is a predicted model, not a curated record. The transcript is spliced from 10 exons. Gene Ontology annotation, molecular function: deSUMOylase activity. Lineage: Eukaryota; Metazoa; Chordata; Lepidosauria; Squamata; Anguidae. Gene Ontology annotation, cellular component: nucleus.